AUGGACGCGCUGAUGAGGCGGUAUCCCGCCGGCUACGUCGAGAUCAUGGGGAGCGUGUCCGUGCAGCUGGUGUACCUGGCCUUCGGGCUGGUCCUCGAGCAGCUGCGGCCGUCGUACGCCAGCGAGACGACGCCGGCGAUGAUGGCGCAGAGCCUCCGGAACCACGUCGUGGCGACCCUGACCCACGUCGCUUUUGUCGUCGCCAUGGGCGGCCAGUCGAUGCUGACCCGGACCUUCAUCCCGCCGUACAGCCUGCCGUCCGCCGCCGAGGUCGUACGGGACCUCGCCGUCGGCCUCCUCCUGCGCGACGCCGUCUUCUACGCCAUCCACCGCCUGUGGCACGCCCCCGGCGUCUACAAGCGCGUCCACGCCAAACACCACGAGAUCCGCCAUCCCGGCCGCCACCACGUGCUGACCAUCAGCUACAUGUCCGUCGCCGACUUCAUGUUCCUCUACGGCUUCCCCGUCGUCGGCAUCGCCAAGCUGCUCGAGAUGAACCUCGCCACCACCCUCGCCUUCUCCUUCGUCUCCGCCGUCGGCGAGCAGGUCAAGCUCCUGUGGGGCGACGACGCCCACGACGACCACCACCUGCGUCUCGCCCCCAACUACGGCGUCUACGGUCUCAUGGACGCCCUCUGCGGCACCACGGGCCCAGUCGCGAGGCUCGUGCGGAAGAGCCGCAAGGAAUAA
Messenger RNA from Colletotrichum graminicola M1.001, 690 nucleotides. Its product is annotated as fatty acid hydroxylase superfamily protein. The record is from RefSeq and is a predicted model, not a curated record. The transcript is spliced from 2 exons. Gene Ontology annotation, molecular function: iron ion binding; C-4 methylsterol oxidase activity. The coding region runs from base 1 to 690 and encodes 229 amino acids. Gene Ontology annotation, biological process: sterol biosynthetic process. NCBI's taxonomy places the organism in Eukaryota, Fungi, Ascomycota, Sordariomycetes, Glomerellales, Glomerellaceae.